Pelodiscus sinensis (Chinese soft-shelled turtle) is the source of this 737-nucleotide messenger RNA. The record is from RefSeq and is a predicted model, not a curated record. Lineage: Eukaryota; Metazoa; Chordata; Testudines; Trionychidae.
UUGAUUGUUGUAUGGUAAAUCAUUUUAUAAAAAUUGUAGCAUUCCAUUUAAUUGAUAACUGCAAAUUUUAGCUCAAGUGUUGAGCCCUUCAUGGAUUCAGAAACUGAUAUCUACUGAUUUGCAGGGCUUUACUAUGUAUUGCUCACCUUGUCAGCCAUUCUUGGCAAGAAUUGUUAUUUUCUUGUCUUUAUGGUUUAUACAGAAACAGAGCUAUGCAUAAGUCUCUAUUUUCUUAGGUGGUACUCUUAAUUACUUUGUCUGAAAGUAGCUUUAUUUGGAUUUAUAUAGAGCAGUGUUGUCAAUGUUACAUGUCAACUUUGAUAAUUAGAAAAAUGUGUGGGAAAGGAGCUAUUUUCUAAAUACAGUUUAUUUUUAGUGUUUGUCAUGAGUCCAUAGAUAGUUGCCAUAUGAGCUUUCUUAAUUAAUGUCAAAAUUCUGAUAAAACUACAGUACACACAUCUACUAAAUGUAGCAUGGAAAGACAGCUAACAAAAAUUCAAAACUUUGUCUUUCCUGUUGUAGGGUAUUUACAACAGGAAAAGCUUUUAGCUACCUGCCGUGAAUUUAUAUUGGAAAGCUCAGAUUUAAAAGAAUAUGCUGAGCACUAUACAGAGGAAGGAUUUGUUCCGGCUUGUUUACUGUCUUUGUUUGGAAAAAAUUUGACAACCAUUCUUAAUGAGUAUGUUGCCAUGAAAACAAAAGAAACAACAAAUGAAGUUCCUGCAAUCAUGUCAUCU